AUGUCUGACGUCCAACACGAGCUGCAUCGGCAGCAACGUCGGCGGUCGUGGUAUCGGUCGCCUCUGUUUUCCGUCGUCAUGGUGGCCUGCACAGCCUUUACGUGCCCAGGCAUCUUUGGUGCGCUGAACGGCAUGGGUGCCGGUGGUGGUGCCAGCGCCGGCACGUCGAACGCCGCCAAUGCCAUUGCCUUUGGCAUUCUUGCCGUCGUGUCGCCGUUUGUCGGCAUAUUCUGCAACUAUCUGACGCCCAAGUGGACGCUGUUUAUUGGCACCUUCGGAUACGCCCCGUACGCGGCGGGCUUUUAUGUCGUCGACCACUAUGGAGAGUCCUGGCUGCUGCUCUUUGGCGCCGUGACCUGCGGCCUGUCCGCGUGCUUCUUGUGGGUGGCCAGCGGGUCGAUCAUCAUGGGCUACCCCGAGGAGAACAGAAAGGGCCUCGCUGCCUCCUUAAAGUUCUCCUUUCAGAACCUGGGCGCGUCGAUCGGCGGCAUCAUCAGCCUGGCCCUCAACGCAGAAAAGGCGUACCGUGGGUCCAUCAGCGAGGCGACGUAUGUUGCGCUGAUGACCAUCAUGUGUCUCGGCUUUCCGUUUGCCCUCAAUGUCUCGCCGGCGCACCGUGUCCAGCGCCGUGACAAUCUCCCGGUGGUCCUCCGAAAGGCGCCGACGCUGGCCAGGACCUUUCGCAUCCUGUGGACGCUAGUCAAAACGCCCACGGUGCUGGGCCUGAUGCCAUUUAUGAUGUAUUCGCAGUGGUUCCUCUCGUACCAGUGGCAGUUCAACUUUGCCUACUUCACGGUGCGCACGCGGGCGCUCAACUCCAUGCUGUUCUACCUCGGCGGCCUGAUCGCGGCGCUGUCGUUCGGCCAGCUGCUCGACUGGACCCGCUUCCACCGCACAACGCGCGCACGCAUCGGCUUUUUUGUCGUGUCCGUCACCUCGGGCACGUCGUGGAUCAUCGGUCAAGCAGUCCAGCAUCACUAUAUGACAAACCCACCGACGCUGGACUGGGUCGAAGCACACUACGGCCUGCCAUGCUUCCUGUUUCUCCUCUGGGGCAUCUCCGAUCCUCUAUGCACAGUCUACAUGUACUGGCUCACGGGCAGCUUGACAAACAAUGUCAACGAGUCUGCCCUUCUUACCGGCAUCAUCAACUCCUUGGGCUCCGUCGGGUCCACGUUUGGUUUUGUCGUGUCGGCCAUGGACUUCAACUACGACGGGGCCUGCGCCAUCAACCUGGCCCUCUUCUUUCUCUCGCUGCCCGGUUUGUCGUGGGUUGCCUUUACAAAAGUCACGGAGACGUCCCACGGCGCGGACUUGACAGCGAUUGGCCAAGACGCUGCCGGUGGGAGCAACGCAUCGCUCGAGGAUGGCUCCAGCAACGAUGGCGCGCAAGAAGCGGUCGUAGUCAGUGAGAAAGCUACGGAGGCUUAG
This is a messenger RNA of Sporothrix brasiliensis 5110, 1431 nucleotides long. RefSeq lists its product as uncharacterized. The transcript is spliced from 4 exons. The record is from RefSeq and is a predicted model, not a curated record. Gene Ontology annotation, biological process: transmembrane transport. Gene Ontology annotation, molecular function: transmembrane transporter activity. The coding region runs from base 1 to 1431 and encodes 476 amino acids. Lineage: Eukaryota; Fungi; Ascomycota; Sordariomycetes; Ophiostomatales; Ophiostomataceae.